Sphaerodactylus townsendi is the source of this 5432-nucleotide messenger RNA. It is a transcript of the gene FYB1, whose product is annotated as FYN binding protein 1. Gene Ontology annotation, molecular function: protein binding. Gene Ontology annotation, biological process: T cell receptor signaling pathway; protein localization to plasma membrane; integrin-mediated signaling pathway. The record is from RefSeq and is a predicted model, not a curated record. Gene Ontology annotation, cellular component: plasma membrane. Bases 26 to 2569 code for a protein of 847 amino acids. Lineage: Eukaryota; Metazoa; Chordata; Lepidosauria; Squamata; Sphaerodactylidae. The transcript has 19 exons.
UCACGAGCACAGAAUUUUAUCAGCCAUGGAUGGCCAGACAAACGUGAAGUCCAUCAUGGCAAAGUUCAGCCCUUCUAACAACCCAGCCGAGGAAGUUCACAACCGACAAAUCAAAGUGGCAGGACAGUCUACCCUGGCAACGAAAGCUGCGUUUGAAAAGUUUUCGCAUUUGGAAAAUGCUGGCCCGCCUGCCAGAUCCAGCACCCUUCAGAAGUCUCCAUCUUUCAAACCUCCUUUGGGCAUAAAACCUUCUCUUCAAGGCACACCAGACAAAGAACCGAAGCCACCCCCUCUGAAAAGCAGCUCUGCGGCCAGCAAGUUUGCAGCACGAGCUCAGGAGGCUAGCAGAGAAGUAAAUGAAAGGGCAGCUUUCCCGAAGCCUUUGGGUCCCAAACCUACUGAAAUCCUAAAAGAGGACAGCAAGCCAGGAUUUCCAAAGCUUCCUGACACCAGACUGCCUGGCUCAACUCUGCCCAUGAAAAAUGACCUUAGGCCUCCAGGACCAAAGCCGAACUUUAAAUCGGAACUACAAGAAGCAGAGCCCAAACCUGUGUUCCAAAAGCUAGCAGGAAUUAAAGAAACGUUUAUCGUUGCGUCGCAAGAAAAUGACCCCAAACCUCUUUUUCCAAAGGCCGUUCUGAAGCAAAAACCUUCUUUAGCGCCUCAUCCUGCCAACAGUGACGAGACUGUCAACAAAAAUGUUUCUGUGAAUCAGGCUCCGCCGCCUUACCGAGGUCCCAAACCAAAAUCCCACUCCUUUAAAUUUCCCAAGGAUGCUGAGGAAAAGAACACCAGUGGUGCUGACUCCAGUCCCACACCUGUCCGUUUUCCAGUCACUUUGAAACCUGUCAGCAGCCAGAACAACCUGUCUCAAGGUCUCUCAAAACCUUUUGGACAGCGGAAUGAAGAAAUUCGGCCGAGCGUCACCAAAGAUGUUUUCAGAAGCAAUCAAGGGGACGUGGGAUCACCCCCUGCUCCUGCAAAAAUUGUGCCUUCCAGAGUGGCUACCUCAGGACCUUGGGCCAAUAAUCAUGAGAAAGACGAAAAAGAGAAGAAUUUGCCUGGCCCCAAACGAAAGGCAAUACCUCCCCAGUUCAAAUUGGGCCCAGCCCCAGCCAAGCCUAGCAGGCCUCCAGUGGUGGACCUGGCAAGAUUCCAGAAAAAUCACAAAGAUGGUGCCAAGGAAUCCCACUCAGUGCCUUUACCCCCUCCACAUCCACCAGCCAUUCCCGCCACACAGACAACAUCUCCGCCUCCUCCGCCACCGCCUUCAGCUUCCCACCCGUCAACACAAGCUCCAGUUCUUCCUCCAAGAAACAUAAAACCGAGGUCUGAUGCCAGAAACUCAGAAAAUGAAGAAAACUACGAUGAUGUUGACGUUACCGAUGGUCUUGGAAAUACAGAUGAGAGUUUGAACAGUGAUGGGGAGGUAUAUGAAGAUGUAAAUGAGAGACAUAAUGAAAGAAAAAGUGAGAAGGAAGAAAAGAAAAAGUCUGAUCAAGAGAAGAAAGAACAAAAAGAGAAAGAGAAAAAAGAACAGGAAAUGAGAAAGAAGUUCAAACUUGUGGGUCCCAUUGAAGUCCUUCACCAGUCUAAAGCUUGCACUGAUUUCAAAGGAGGGAAGAAUGAGCUGAGUUUCAAGCAAGGUGACACUGUCGAAAUCAUCCGCAUUACUGACAAUCCGGAGGGCAAAUGGCUGGGAAGAACAAAAGGCUCCUAUGGCUACAUUAAAACCACUAUGGUAGAAAUUGACUACGAUUCUUUGAAAAGAAAGCCACGACCUUCUUUCAAAACGCAGCCAAAGGAGCUAGACAGCGACCAAGAAGUGUAUGAUGAUAUUGGAGACCAAGACAGCGGUGGCAGUGGAGGACAAAGUGCCACAAUAGUGACAGUCUCACCUCCUCCUGACCCUGAUGAAAUUUAUGACGGAAUUGACGAUGAUGAUGUGCUAGCAAGGUCUGUAUCACAGGGUGAAGAAAAGAAUGACUCCUGGCCCCGGGGCCUAUUGAAGAUUAUAAAGGGAAAAGAUUACCAAAAGAAAAGUGUUCGGGAGACAACAACACCUAAAGUCAGUGUGAACGAAGAUAAUGAAGGCCCCCUCAGCUCUCCUUUAGCAAACAAAACUGGAAGGGAUUCUGGAGACAGUGAUGUCUAUGAUGAUGUAGAGCCAUCUGAUUUCCCUCCUCCCCACAAAAUAAUCAGCCAAGGGAUAAAUACAAAACUCCUGAACUUUGGGAAAAACAAACCAGAGGACCGAGAUUCUCAGAAGGCUAAGAAGAUGGAAAAAGAGGAGAAAGAAUUCCGGAAGAAAUUUAAAUUUGAAGGAGACAUUCAAGUCCUGUACACGACAACCAUCAUGCAAGCUAUCCCUCCGAAGAAAAAGGGUUCCAAAGACUUAUUGGUGAAACCAGGAGACUCUGUUGAUGUGAUCAAAAAUGUAGACAAUACUAAAGUCCUGUGUAGGAACGAAGAAGGAAAAUAUGGCUAUGUUCUCAGAAGCUGCUUAGUUGAUGAUGAUGAAGAUAUUUACGAUGAUAUCGCUGAAGACUGCCUCUAUGACAACGAUUAAUGGUGAUUUUCUUCCAACAUGAAUGUCAUCCUUUCUGGAUCUCCAGCAGGUUGAUUCCUGGGGGAAUCUUUACUAAUCCCCAUUUCCAGACUACAAAGCAGGUCUCCCAGGGAAGGCACGAAGAGGUUUCUGGACUCUAUCCUUGCUUUCCUUGAUUGUGCCCUCCGAACCAUUUUCCCAACCAAUCAAUACAGAGUAGGAAACGGAUACAUCACUGUGUAGCCAUCUGGUUUUCCUUUUGCAAACUGUGUCUGUUUACUAAGGGUAUGCUUUCAAAUUUGAAAAGCAAGGUUUUUGUGUAUUUGUAAUAUUGCUGUUGUCAUACCAAGAUCACUGCAUGAGGCAUAAUGCAUGCAAAUACAAAUUUGCCCCAUUUCACCUCUUCAAAUCUGUUCAUUUACUCUUCAGUGGUGUAUCCUAGAUUCUGAAGGAGAUUUUUAGUGUUUUCUUUCUUCUUUUUUUAAAAAAGAAAACUUAAUGUUGAUCAUACAAUGGAUUUUCUUGUACUUUUACCACAGUUAAGGGGAAGCAUUCCUAGAGCCAUUUUGGAAUGAUGUCAUGCAAAACAAGCCAGUCUGGCAUUAGUUCAAAUCGUGCCUCGAUGAUCUUGCCAUGAUUGGAAGGCCCAGAAACGUCCUCUCCUCAUACCCAGAUUUGCAAGCUUCCUGCCAUGUCGCCCACUUCUGCUCCAAACCUAACUAGUAGGGUUGCCAACUCCAGACUACAUAAAUUGCUUCUUUGUUUAUUUUAAAACAAGGCUGCUUUCGAAGGUGGAUGUUGCAACAUUAUACCUUACCAAGGUCCCUCCCUUCUGUAAACCCCACUUUCCCAGGACCUACCCUCAAACCUCCAGGUAUUUUCAAACCUGGAAUUAGUAGCCCUAUUAACCAAUCAUUGUCAGUGCCUAUGAGAAAAAACUGGUCAUAAUGCUCAGGUGUUGUUGGUGCUCCAACCCCAAAUCUUGGACCAGUAGUUCCAGAGCCUUGCUCUGUCUGCCCCACCCCUCAGAGCUAGGAAAGUGUCUGUUCAACCUCCUCUGCAGCCCCAAGAUGGCUAGCAGAGGAAGCAGAGAUGGCCUUCCGCUGCAAGAACAAGCUGCCUGGGAGGUCCAGUCAGAUGUAACCAGGAAGUGUAAAGCUGCUGACUCCAGACUAUGUCAUUUAGCCUUUGUGGCAUGAAAACUGUGCCAAAGACCAUCCUGAUCUCUGGCUGUUUUCAUUUCUUUGCUCUGGACAACUGUAUGAUCCCCAGUUCUCUACCAUGCUAAUGCCUGCCCUUGAACUUCCUUGCCAUGGAGCUGACCUUUGCCCCCCCCCCUCCCCUUGAUAUUAUUUCUUUCCUGUGCCCUAUGGCCCCAGCUUGACUUUGCACUACUAGCUUUUCUAAGCUACUACAUGCCUCAGCAGCUGACAGCCACCUUACUUAAACAGCAGCCACAUUGGGGGACUCAAAAGACUGCUGGGAAAUGUAGUUUCUAGGGUUAGGAGACUUCUACCAAGCUUGAUUCAGGUUGGGACCAGUUUGCCAGCCCCAGUUUGUGUUUCCUCCAAUCCUCUUGUCUGGUGGCACCUGUUGUUGCUACUUCUCUUUCAUUUCCAGGAUAUGGAAAUUUCUCAGAGUUCCUAAAAUGCUUACAUAACAGCAUUCUGGGGAAUGGGGGAGACAAAUAACUUAAUAAUUAUGUCAACUAAUUAUCAAAUGCAAAAGAGAGGUUUUUCUCUGGCUCAAAGUAAAAUCCACUGUAGAAGAACUGGGGGGGGGGGGGAGAGAAUAAUAUUCAAAACAAAUCCUAUGUAAGCAUCACAAGUUGUUGAGAUUUGUAGUGCAACCCAUGGAAUUACGGAUGUUAGUGACAUUGCUGGUAGUUUCCCCGAACAGUUGGGUCUUAGGGCCCCUGAAGAACUACCAUUCCUAGAGAUCCUGAUAUCCAUGAUGCUGCUUUGCAUGCAUACAGAAGAAUAAUCAGAUCCUGAACUAAUAUAAAUUGGAUUUUCUCUAAAUUAAGGACCCAGAAGCAAUAUUUGAAGUGACCUGUUUUCUAUUUAAAAUUUCAGAUGUCCUUGGGAAAGUUAGCAUGUGGCUGUCUUAACUGAAGGAACUUUAAAAUAGAAUAUCUAGGAUUUUCUCCCUGCCUAGAUAUAUUGUAAAGCAUGCAAAACAGUUUUCAUCAUUGCUUUAGAUUGUCCUUGCAUAAAAUCUGUGUGCGUAUUGUUUGGUACUUUGCAGGGAUGAUUCCCAUUCAAUUAAAGUAUAUUUAGCUGAUAACAACAGCUUUCUUGUGGUGACAUUAAUGUUGAAGACUUCCUUUAAAAGCGGUCAAGAAGAAGGUAAUGUGAAGCACCUCUACCUGAGGUCAUGGAGAAUUGCUGCCAGUCUUGAGUUCACAAUACUGACCUUGCUGAACCAAUGGUCUACGUCAAUCUAAGGCGUUUUCAUGUGUUCAUGUGUGUUCAUGACCAGAUUUCUAUUCAUACACAGCUGUAGCUGCUAUACCUGAUACACAUUCAGAACUCGCUUGCAAGUAUAAUAGUUCUCUGUCUAGUAGUAUGUGCAUAGAAGACCCUGAUGGGAUCAAGGAAUGUGUGACACAUAACUGAGAAAAUUGUUUUGCAGAAUUUAAAUAAUGGUAUAAUGGCAAUCAAUUGAUAAAAGUUUAUUUUCAAUUGUCUUGUUUUUAAUUAAACAAUCAUGAAUGUAAUGUAUAUAUUGUAAAAGAAGCUUUUCAUUUCAUACACUGUAUUCUGAGAUAUUAGUUCUAACCUAUAAUAAGCACAUUGUUAUGCAACAGUUUUUAGGAAUUCUGCGUUUUUAUUCUAAAUAGAUUUUUCCCUCAAGUGUGUUAUGAUCUGGGAAACAUUAAAGA